Molecule: messenger RNA, 3829 nt
Organism: Oryzias melastigma (Indian medaka)
Lineage: Eukaryota; Metazoa; Chordata; Actinopteri; Beloniformes; Adrianichthyidae
Gene: sos2
Product: son of sevenless homolog 2 (Drosophila)
Biological process (GO): positive regulation of GTPase activity; Ras protein signal transduction
Cellular component (GO): plasma membrane
Molecular function (GO): guanyl-nucleotide exchange factor activity; protein heterodimerization activity
Source: RefSeq, a predicted model, not a curated record
GCGUGCCAGGACGCGCAGCGCGGAGUUGGUACGAACAUCUUCAGACCGAAAACACUCGGGCUGCUCCGCUCGCCGAUGCGCCGCGGACCGCUCGCCGUCUCUCGGGUCUCACGCGGGAUUAAACAUGUUCGAGUUGCGGGGAUGACGACGGAACGCGAAGCGGGCGGCGCCGGAGAAAGUGUGCCUUGUUCGGAGCAGAACGGGUCGGGAGCCUCGGAGCAGAACUCGGAGCGCUUGGAGGCCAGCAGAAGCCUGAAGCGCCAGUUAGCCUGCUAGCUAGCUAGCCAGCUAGCCUUCUAAUGUUACAGUGUUUAGGCAGCAAAUAACCAAACAAACGUCGUAGCUGUGGGGAGCCUGUAGUCAGUAGGGGAGCUGUUGUUGGACGGCCUCCUACGUAAAUGUGCCUGUAGUAGUUUUUAUUUCAUUUUAGUAGCAUUUGCUGGAAUAACACUUAGCAAGAUUGUUGUUAGCAUCGUAGCUAGCCGUAUUUACAGCAGCGUUAGCCGCUUAGCUAGCGAAUUAACUUUAUGCUACAUGUGCCGAUUUUCUUUCAAAGCCAGCUUUUUUUGCAGUCGACUUUGGAGCCGCAGUGCAGUUUAGCUUUACUCCUUAUAUCUGUGAAGAAGCCACUUGGACUUUCCCUGCCGUGCCUGCCCCGGACUGACCCACCCUAAAGGACUAUCUACCCGGGGCCGAUGCUGACAGCUCAGCCCGGACCACGGCCACGCCAGGAGCCGCUACAGCGAUGCAGCCGCAGCAGAUCUACGACUUUUCCAGUGACGAGAACAGUCAGAAAUGGAGAGGCCUCUUCGUGCAAGCUUUACGAAAGGUGCAGAAGCAGGUCCACCCAAACCUGACGGCCAAGGAGGAUGCUCUCCAACACGUGGAGGAGCUGAUCCUGCAACUCCUCAACAUGCUCUGCGUGGCCCAGCCGCGCACCGUGCAGGACGUGGAGGAACGCGUGCAGAAAACCUUCCCCCAUCCCAUCGAUAAGUGGGCCAUCAAUGACGCGGCGUCGGCCAUCGAGAAGCGGAAGAGGAGAAACCCGCUGCUCCUCCCUGUGGACAAGAUUCACCCGCUGCUGAAGGAGGUUUUGGGCUACAAGGUGGACUACCAUGUGUCUCUGUACAUCGUGGCGGUGCUCGAAUACAUAUCAGCAGACAUCCUCAAGCUGGCAGGAAACUACGUCUGCAACAUCCGGCACUUUGAAAUCAGCCAGCAGGACAUCAAGGUGUCCAUGUGCGCAGACAAGGUGCUGAUGGACAUGUUUGACCAGGAAGAGGACAUCGGCCUGAUGUCGCAGAGCGCCGAGGAGCCCUCGGCCUCCGAGGAGGUCACGUACGACGACCUGGUGAGGCUGGAGAUCGCAGAGGAGCGGCAGUACCUGCGGGAGCUCGACCUCAUCAUCAAAGUGUUCCGGCAUCACUUCAUGACCAACCCCAAAAUCUUCACCGCUCAGGACGUGGAGGUGAUCUUCAGCAACAUCCUGGACAUCCAUGAACUCACCGUCAAGCUUCUGGGGCUGAUCGAGGACGCCGUGGAGAUGACUGCCGACGGAUGUCCUCAUCCACUGGUGGGAAGCUGCUUUGAAGACCUGGCAGAGGAACAAGCGUUCGAUCCCUACGAGAUCCUGUCUCAGGACAUCCUGAGCAAAGACUUUCACGAGCACUUCAACAACCUGAUGGCUCGCUCCACCGUCGGCCUCUACUUCCAGUCCGUAGCAGAGGGCUUCAAGGAAGCGGUCCAGUAUGUCCUCCCCCAGCUGAUGAUGGUCCCGGUUUACCACUGUCUGCACUACUUUGAGCUGCUGCAGCAACUUCAGGAGCGGAGCAAAGACCAAGACGACCGCGAGUGUCUGAAGCAGGCCAUCACGGCUCUGCUCAACCUCCAGUGCAGCAUCGAGCGCAGCUACAACAAGCACCAGCCCCGCCGUAAACCCGGCGAGCCCAUGUACCGCCUGUACAGCCGGCAGAUCCGCAGCAAGCAGCUCGCCAUCAAGCGCAUGAACGAGAUCCAGAAGAGCAUCGACGGCUGGGAGGGCAAAGACAUCGGCCAGUGCUGCAGCGAGUUCAUCCUGGAGGGGCCGCUCAUCCGCGCCGGCGCCAAGCACGAGAGGCACAACUUCCUGUUCGACGGCCUGAUGAUCAGCUGCAAGGCCAAUCAGAGCUCGCGGCUGCCGGGGGCGGGGAACGGGGCGGAGUACCGGCUGAAGGAGAAGUUUGUGCUGAGGAAGGUCCGCAUCGUGGACCGGGACGACUCGCCGGACCUGCGGCACGCCUUCGAGCUGAUGGGCAAAGACGAGAACUGCGCCGUUUUCUGCGCACGGACAGCAGAGGAGAAGGAGGCGUGGAUGGCGGCGCUGGUGACCCUCCAGUACCGCUCCACGCUGGAUCGCAUGUUGGACACGGCGCUGCACACGGAGGAGCAGGAGCACCCGCUCCGGCUGCCCUCCCCGGACGUUUACCGCUUCGCGGUGCAGGACUCCGAGGAGAACAUCGUGUUCGAGGACAAACUGCAGAGCAAAACCGGCAUCCCCAUCAUCAAGGCCGGCACCGUGGUCAAGCUGAUCGAGAGGCUGACCUACCACAUGUACGCCGAUCCCAACUUUGUGCGAACGUUUCUGACCACCUACCGGUCGUUCUGCAACCCGCAGGAGCUGCUGUCGCUGCUCAUAGACAGGAUUGAGAUCCCCGAGCCGGAGCCCAGCGAGGAGGAUCGGCAGGCUCUGUGGAACGGCGAGCAGCCGAUGGCGGCCGAGCUCCAGAGGUUCAGGAAAGAAUACGUGCAGCCCGUCCAGCUCAGGGUCCUGAAUGUUUUCCGUCAGUGGGUGGAGCAUCACUUCUACGACUUUGAGAACGAUCCGGAGCUGAGAAGUCGGUUGGAGGAAUACAUCACCAGCAGAAUUCAGCUCCGAGGUAAAUCCAUGAGGAAGUGGGUGGAGUCCAUCAACAAGAUCAUCAGGAGGAAGCUGCAGACUCAGCUGAACGGCGUCAGCCACAACAUCACCUUCGAGAGCUCGCCGCCUCCCAUCCAGUGGCACAUCUGCACGGCGGGCCAGGUGGAGCAGUUUGACCUCAUGACCCUCCACCCCAUCGAGAUCGCUCGCCAGCUCACGCUGAUCGAGUCCGACCUGUACAGGGCCGUCCGGCCGUCUGAGCUGGUCGGAAGCGUUUGGACCAAAGAGGACAAAGAGAAGAACUCUCCCAACCUGCUGCGGAUGAUCCGCCACACCACCAACCUCACGCUGUGGUUCGAGAAGUGCAUUGUGGAAACCAUGAACCUGGAGGAGCGGGCCGCCGUUCUGUCACGGAUCAUCGAGAUCCUGCAGGUUUUCCAGGAACUCAACAACUUCAAUGGCGUGCUGGAGGUGGUCAGCGCCAUCAACUCCGUACCCGUCUACCGGCUGGACCACACCUUUGAGGCCAUACCAGAGAGGAAGAGGAAAGUCCUGGAGGACGCCGUGGACCUGAGUCAGGACCAUUUCAAGAAAUACCUGGUGAAGCUGAAGUCCAUCAACCCGCCCUGCGUGCCUUUCUUUGGUAUCUACCUAACCAACAUCCUGAAGACGGAGGAGGGAAACCCCGACUUCCUGAAACGCCACGGCAAAGACCUCAUCAACUUCAGCAAGAGGCGGAAAGUGGCGGAGAUCACCGGCGAGAUCCAGCAGUACCAGAACCAGCCGUACUGCCUGCGGGCGGAGCAGGACAUCCGGAGGUUUUUCGAGAACCUGAACCCCAUGGGCUCCAUGAGCGAGAAGGAGUUCUCCGACUACCUGUUCAAGAUGUCUCUGGAGAUCGAGCCGCGCAACUGCAAGCAGCCCCCCCGAUUC